AUGCCUGAUCUGUUUUUGCGCUUUCCUCUUGAGGUUCACCAAACUAUUUUUGACACCCUUCACAAAAAUGGCACAAAGGAGGAAUUAACACCCUACCUCACAGUGAACAAGUGCUGGUUUGCUCUAAUCAGUAGACGAAUAUACAAGGAGGUCAAAUUGCAUGCCCUUUGGCAUCUACGUGACUCGCCAAAUGCUGAGUAUUACUUGUCGAAUAUUUGUUCCUUGACUUUUGGACUGGGUGAUCAGGUUUAUCAUCCCGAGAUCAUUCAAAAAUGGACACAGCCACCUCUUCAAAAUCUCGAGAAAAUCUCCUUCAUGCCUGGUGCCGUGUUUCAAGGCCACGACGUCGAUUACAUUAUUCCAUACCUCCCACCCUCAGUUUCAACGGUUCAGUUGUUCGGUGCACGCUGGAAUUUUGGUCUCCUAUCAGCAUUGAGAGAGACAUGUAGAGGUCUCAGAGAACUGAGCAUCAAAUACCCAUUCAAAGGUAAAGAUUUCAGUCUAGAUGCGCAAGGCUUUGACUCCUGGCUUCAAGAGUUUGCAUCGCUUUAUUCUAUGUCUGUUUUCUACACAGAUGGAAAUGGAAAUGAAACCGUCACCCGCAAUGCUUGGAGUCAACUGUUCUCUCAGCCAACAUUAUGCAGUCUUUUGGCGAGACCACUUCGACGUCUUCGCCUCGAGCACCGUAUGAGUGAUUGGGAAUAUCUGUUUAACAGCGUUACAUUCGAUUCAUUGCGUGAACUGAGCAUUAUCGUGAAGCCCGAGGAAAUUUCCAACUUUCCCAUCUUCGCGGACUUGCGAAAGUUACAUAUUUCUGUUGAUGCUGAAUGUAAAGAGGAGCAACACGAAGUUCUUUCACCUAUCUGCUCAAUGACCGGAUUGAAAUCUCUGAGAGUUAUCUUUGUCAAACCGUACAAGCUCUACAGCAGCGAAGUCAUGUCAUUGACGCGUCUCACAAAUCUGAAAGAGCUUGAAAUCUUCAGCAGUCACCAUGAAGUUAUCGGCAUCGACAGCGAUAACGAUGACGACGAUGACGACGAUGACAAGGACCACACUAAAUACAUGCCGAUUCGGAUCGUGCCGUCUUUUGAUGAGAAUGACUUUGAUCUGCUGGCGUCAUCCCUUCGCAACCUACGACAUGUAUGCUUACUCUUCGGCUGGCAGCCAGAUAGCAGCCACGUUCUCAAAUCCGCUGCGUAUCUUUGGUGGGAGCUAGAGUAUCUAUGUCUUGGAACCAACCUAGACCUCCCUGAAAGCAUUCUAGUGUCAGGAAAUGGAUAUCCUGUGUUUCCAAAUAUGAAACGGCUCAUGAAAGUGCGUGCCUAUGUUGGAGAUCUCGCUACCGACACUGAGUCUAUUCGAGAUGAUCGGGAUGCUCUUUUGAAAUACGUCAAUGACAUCUGUCAAAACAUCAAGGUCGCUUUGCCUCGGAUUGAAGGCAUCAGAUUCCACGAGUCCUACAUCUACGACAACAACCCUGAACACCAGAGAAUCGGUUUGACCCAGAUAAUGGCUGACGCGCUUGCUGAUAACAAUAUAGAUUGGGACUGGUCUCGUUAUGGUGUGGAUCGGACUUGGGAUUUUGGUUAUAUUGUUUGA
Molecule: messenger RNA, 1599 nt
Organism: Talaromyces marneffei
Lineage: Eukaryota; Fungi; Ascomycota; Eurotiomycetes; Eurotiales; Trichocomaceae
Exons: 2
Coding region: 1-1599 (532 amino acids)
Source: RefSeq, a predicted model, not a curated record